AUGACUGCUACAUAUGCUCAGUGGUUCGCAUCUGCCUCCCAGGAUGAGGAUUUCUUCCUUGAACCCAGUGAACACUCGACCCUGCAAUCCUACUUCGAAGGCAACUUCUCUCUCCAGGAUGCAGUCUCCCGGCUGACGGGCCCCUCUAAGCCCCAGUGGAACUCCCACCAGGCCAGCCAAGUGUGGGAGGUCCUCCUAACCCUGGCCGAGGACUACGACGAAGCGCACGAUGACAUAAUUUCUCUCGUUAAAGCCUUGCUCUCCCAGUCAGACGCGAAGGGUCGGGCAGACGAAGAGAUGUACGGCUUCCCAUUCUGCUGGCGCGCCCAUCAUGAUUCGUUGUGGGCCCAGGAAUGCAAUAUAAAAUCCUUCUCGGACCCGGUUGGUUCCAAGUGGGUGACUUACCAGGCCUUCACCGCUCGCCUGAUAGCUUCCUCUCUUGUCGGAGCUUAUGGCUGGGUCCUGUUCCAUACCGUUGACGCUCUGGAGAAGCCCGUCAACCCGGAGAAGCUCACAGCGAGACAAGAUGUUGAUAUCGCUGCUGCUGCGCAGUACUUUAUCUAUGCGGCUAAUGACAUUUUGCACCAUCCGUUGGGAUCCAAUGGAUAUGACGAAAAUAAUAUUAAUGUAUUAUGGCAGGAAGGGAACGAGUUUUGGGAGGGCGAGCAAGGUUUUACUGUGGAGAGAUGGGAAUUUUGGAAGAAACGCUUUGGACAGGUGCGAGACCUGGAACAGUUGCGCGACGGCACCAGAGAGGCCGCCAGGAGGGCCGAGGUGGGAAUGGAGAAGGCUGAACGGAUUGGAACGAAGAAGGGAAGGAGGUAA
Messenger RNA from Aspergillus alliaceus, 825 nucleotides. Its product is annotated as DUF3632 domain-containing protein. The coding region runs from base 1 to 825 and encodes 274 amino acids. The transcript has 2 exons. The record is from RefSeq and is a predicted model, not a curated record. NCBI's taxonomy places the organism in Eukaryota, Fungi, Ascomycota, Eurotiomycetes, Eurotiales, Aspergillaceae.